UGAAGGCCUUAGCCGUGACCACUUAUCGCUGGACCACCACCUCCAACCUCCCUCCCUCCCUACCGUCAGGAUUCAGAAAGCAAUUACCAAGAACAUCAAAGCCCAUCUGUCCAAACCAAUAUCUAACUCUACCUCCGCAGCUGAUCCUGAUCCAAAUGGAUUAACACCAGCAACCACCCCUGUUCCCUUCCUGCUCCAUUGAUUCGAUGGCGACCACCGGCUUACGUUUCCACCCGGCUGCCUUCUUCUCGGCUCGUCCGCGCAACGCAAGGAUCGGAUCAUACCACAAUUGCAAGCCUCACAGGAUCCUUGUCGCAAGAAGAACGUGUCUUCUCAGGGCGAAGUCCUCCAAUGGGCAUCCACAGAUCAAUGCCUCAUUCGGCAAUGAAUUGGUUCCUGCAGAGGUGCUAGGUGGGAAGGCAUCUGGAGACGGAGUGCCGGGGCAGGGAGGGAGCACUGUCAGCAUCACCGUCGUCGGCGCCUCUGGCGACCUCGCCAAGAAAAAGAUCUUCCCGGCGCUUUUCGCAUUGUUCUACGAGGAUUGUCUCCCGGAGCAUUUUACAGUGUUCGGUUAUGCACGUAGCAAGAUGAGCGAUGAAGAGCUCAGGAACAUGAUUAGUAUGACUUUAACAUGCCGGAUCGACAAAAGGGAAAACUGCGGUGAUAAGAUGGAACAGUUUCUUCAGAGGUGCUUUUACCAAUCUGGGCUGUACAACUCAGAGGAGGGGUUUGCUGAAUUAGACAGAAAGCUUAAAGAAAAAGAGGCAGGCAAGCUCCCAAACAGGCUAUUUUACUUGUCCAUUCCUCCGAACAUAUUCGUCGAUGUGGUAAGAUCUGCUAGCCGCACUGCGUCUUCUUCAAGCGGUUGGACAAGAUUUAUAGUGGAGAAGCCAUUCGGUCGCGACUCGGAGUCCUCAGGGGAGCUCACUCGAUCCUUAAAGAAGUACUUAGCCGAGGAGCAAAUAUUCAGGAUUGACCAUUAUCUGGGCAAGGAGCUGGUUGAGAAUCUUUCAGUCCUCCGUUUCUCCAACCUCGUCUUUGAACCACUGUGGUCGAGGAACUACAUUCGGAAUGUGCAGCUCAUAUUUUCUGAAGAUUUUGGCACCGAGGGUCGAGGCGGCUACUUUGACAACUACGGGAUCAUCCGGGACAUAAUGCAGAACCACCUGCUGCAAAUCCUGGCCCUAUUUGCUAUGGAAACUCCGGUCAGCCUUGACGCCGAGGACAUUCGCAACGAGAAAGUGAAAGUGCUGAGAUCGAUGAGGCAGCUGAAGCUGGAGGACGUGGUGGUGGGGCAGUACAAGGGCCACACGAGAGGCGGGAGGUCGUACCCCGGCUACGCCGACGACCCGACCGUGCCCAAGGGGAGCAUCACGCCGACCUUUGCCGCCGCGGCGCUCUUCAUUGACAACGCACGGUGGGACGGCGUGCCGUUCCUCAUGAAAGCCGGCAAAGCGUUGCACACUCGACGUGCGGAGAUCCGGGUGCAGUUCCGGCGCGUGCCGGGCAACCUGUACCGCCGGAACAUCGGCACGGACCUGGACAAGGCGACGAACGAGCUGGUGCUCCGGGUGCAGCCCGACGAGGCGAUCUACCUCAAGAUCAACAACAAGGUGCCCGGGCUGGGCGUGCGGCUCGACAGCAGCAACCUCAACCUGCUCUACUCCGAGCGGUACCGCCGCGAGAUCCCGGACGCGUACGAGCGACUGCUGCUGGACGCCAUCGAGGGCGAGCGCCGGCUUUUCAUCCGGAGCGACGAGCUCGACGCGGCGUGGGGCAUCUUCACGCCCGUGCUCAGGGAGCUGGAGCAUAAAAGGGUGGCGCCGGAGCUCUACCCGUACGGCAGCCGGGGCCCCGUCGGCGCGCACUACCUCGCCGCCAACUACAACGUCAGGUGGGGCGACAUCAGCAGCGACGAAAGCUCCCACUAGCUAGCGAAGAAACAUGGGAGAUCCUCGAUUGGCGAUGCUGUGCAAUUGUAUUGGCAUUCUUUUGACAGAGAUUGACAAAAUAAAGAAGCUCCUUGAUCACAAGAAAAAAGAAGAAUAAAGAAACUAUUUUAGGAUUGUCUUUCUUAUACA
Phragmites australis (common reed) is the source of this 2081-nucleotide messenger RNA. RefSeq names its product glucose-6-phosphate 1-dehydrogenase, chloroplastic-like. The record is from RefSeq and is a predicted model, not a curated record. Bases 207 to 1931 code for a protein of 574 amino acids. Gene Ontology annotation, molecular function: glucose-6-phosphate dehydrogenase activity; NADP binding. Gene Ontology annotation, biological process: pentose-phosphate shunt, oxidative branch; glucose metabolic process. The transcript has 8 exons. Lineage: Eukaryota; Viridiplantae; Streptophyta; Magnoliopsida; Poales; Poaceae. Gene Ontology annotation, cellular component: chloroplast stroma.